GCCGGGCCAGGAAGCCGAGCUUUCCCGGAGUCGCCGCCGCCGCUGCUGCUGCCCGAGACCACGUGCGGAGCUCGCCCGCGCCGAACCCCGCGGGACAGGGCAGGAACCCCGAGCAGCCCCAGAAGGGCAGGAAAGCCUCAAUAAGACGCCUCCACCAUGAGUUUUGUUGAGUAUGAAGAACUCAUUAAAGAGGGGGAUACCGCCAUUAUUUUCUUGGGCCAUGGCUCUAUGUUCCCCGUGCAAGUCCAGCGUGGGGCUCAGACACAGACCAAGUAUGGUGUGAUCCGCCACUCAGCCCAUCUCAUUGGGCAACCCUUUGGCUCCCGAGUGACCUGCAGCAAGGGUGGCUGGGUCUACGUGCUCCACCCCACCCCGGAGCUCUGGACCCUGAACCUCCCACACCGGACUCAGAUUCUGUACUCCACGGACAUCUCCAUCAUCACCAUGAUGCUGGAACUGAAGCCUGGCUCCAUUGUCUGUGAAUCAGGUACAGGGAGUGGCUCCCUAUCUCAUGCCAUUAUCCGAACAGUGGCUCCCACUGGUCAUCUGCACACAGUGGAGUUUCAUCAGCAGCGAGCACAGAAGGCAGAGGAGGAGUUCCGGGAGCAUCGAGUGGACCGCUGGGUGACUGUGAGGAACCAGGAUGUGUGUAAGAAUGGCUUUGGAGUGUCACAUGUGGCCGAUGCUGUCUUCCUUGACAUCCCCUCACCCUGGGAGGCCAUUGGCCAUGCCAAAGAUGCCCUGAAGGUUGAAGGUGGUCGCCUCUGCUCUUUCUCACCCUGCAUCGAGCAAGUCCAGCGGACCUGCCAGGCCCUGGCCGAGCAUGGGUUCAUUGAAGUCUCCACCCUGGAAAUACUGCUACGAGAGUACAACGUUCGGACAGCUAACUUGCCCUUGCCGGAUCUGGGUGGGACCCUGGACCCCCUGCCCGUCCUGGGCGAGGCCCAGUUUAAGAUUGGGGUACCCUUGAAGGACACUGUGGGCCACACUGGCUACCUGACCUUCGCCAGCAAGAGUUUGUUUUGAUGCUGCUGAUCUGGAGAGGGGAGGAGGCUGGGAGGUGGAGGGAAGGGGGGCUGGGAAGUGUGGAGUCGCCCAAUUUUCUUCCCUUGGUCAGAGAAUGCCUUAUAUAGUCAGGCCGCUCAGGCCUGGGCUUCUGUAGAAACGCCACUCAGGCAGGCACUCAGCAGCCCGCACCCCGGGUUUUGGAAACCAAGCGAGGAAUCUGGCCAAGGCCUAUCGAGGGUGUUUACUUUGCAUCUUUUCACCCACCCCCACCCUCUUUCUUACCCCUCCGCCCCCACUUCCCCUCCUGAAUCCUGUGGCCUGGAUUAAAUUUAUUUAGAUUUGGGAGAUGUUUUCCACCACCUCCCCGCCCCCCAUCCCACCCCAGGCUCAUUUUCUGGAGUUUUUAUUUUUGUUCUAAAAGAUAAAAAACUGUCCCUGCCACCAGCCUCUCUUCCUCAUCCCUCUGUGGGUGCUCUGUCCAGCAGGGAACAAAGGAGCCCUGAGGUUUAGCCAGAAAAGCACAAGAUUUCAAGUCAGGACCUGGGUUCAGUCCCUGCUCCGUUUAUUCCAUCACCUGUACAGCCUUGUCAAGUGGUUUCCCCUCGCUAGACUACUCAGUUUCCUCAUCUGUAAAAGCAGGGGGCGGGGUGGGACUAGAAUUCUAGGGCCCCUUCUCACCCUCAAUUCUGUGAUCCUGAAAGAUCCUGAGUGGCUAGUAAGGUUAGGGGCAGCUCCUGCUAAGCUAAUGCCACUGGGGUGAGGGGGAGUAAAAUACCUCCCCCCCCCUCCAUCCCCCCAACCCCUGCCAUCCACACCCCAAUCCUUUGGGGACUGGAUUCCAGCUGUUCUCAGGGGCAAGCCUCCCUCCUCUGCUGUUUCUCUAAGUCCCUGGGGAUGGAUGGGCCUCUCUCACCCUUGCCCUGGAAUGUUACAGCUGUGAGAUGGAAAAUAUACCAUCCUCAGCCCAUGGAUAACCCCUCUAACAAUAGAGAACCGAGUACAUUCUUUUAAAGGCUCACCCCUCCUGUGUUUCUUUACCCAGAUGGAGUCUUUGGCCUGGUUUGCACAUCAGUUUGGGCUGUUUGUUUUUCCCAGGUCUCCCUUCGAGUUCUGGAUCACAUUUCCAUCUCCUGAAAUGGUCCCCCCCAUCUCUGAGGGGAUCACGGGGGCCCUGAGGAGGCCUUCCCUCCAGCUUCAUUUGUCAGGAUUUUACUUGGAGGCAUUGCUCAAAAAAAGAGGUAGUGAGUUGCCUGUCACAGGAGGUCUUCAAACAAAGGCUUGAUAGUGUAGAAGGCAUCCUAGCAGGCAUCAGAUAGCCAUUUGAGCUCCAAGAUCCCAUGAUUCUGUAAGGAGCAAAUAUGCCUGUUUUUAUACAUCUCAGAGAAUCUCAGCACUGGAGGGAACUCAAGAGGAUUGAUUCCCUUCUAUAACAUCCCCGAAUACCCCCAAAGUGACAGGCAGCUCAUUACCUCUAGAAAUAUUCUUUGGGCCCUGAUUAUCAGAAACUUUUUCCCGAUAGUGGGUUUGAGCAAUGCCUCCAAGAUUUUUUUAAGUGAGGCAUUUGGGGUUAAGUGACUUGCCCAGGGUCACACAGCUAGUAAGUGUUAAGUGUCUGAGGCUGGAUUUGAACUCAGGUCCUCCUGAAUCCAGGGCUUUAUCCAUUGUGCCACCUAGCUGUCCCUACUCACUACCCGGUCAGUUUUUGGAUAACUCUGAUUUUUGUCAAUAAUUUAAUCCUCCAAAAUCAGAAUGGCACUUUACUAAACACAAUCUUGUAAGAUAGCUUACACAAGUAUGUCAGUUUUAAAGAUGGAAACUCGACCCUUCAAGUCGACUUUCUCUUUAAUCAGGCUGAAAUCUGCAUUGAGAGACCAAAGAGAGAACAAGUUCCAAUGCACUCCCCUCAUAAUAGUCCUUCCAAUACUUGAAGAAAGUAAUUCUGUAUAUUUCCCACCUAAGUCUUCUCGGAAUAAAGAGCCUUGGAUUCUCCAGCAUGUCAUCACUGGACCCCUGUCCAUGGUACCCCAGAGGGUGGGGGAGGACUGAAAUGGUUUGUGGUUGUAAGGGCUGACACUCCACCCCAGUACCUGCCAAAGGACCUCAUUGAGGCCUGGGUUUGAACAAGUAGAGACUCCAGAUUUGUCUUAGUUUAAAAGGAAAUUCUAUCCAUUCCCACCAGCAAAGUUAAUGAGUGGAAUAAAGAAAG
Molecule: messenger RNA, 3214 nt
Organism: Dromiciops gliroides (monito del monte)
Lineage: Eukaryota; Metazoa; Chordata; Mammalia; Microbiotheria; Microbiotheriidae
Gene: TRMT61A
Product: tRNA methyltransferase 61A
Exons: 4
Coding region: 157-1026 (289 amino acids)
Biological process (GO): tRNA methylation
Cellular component (GO): nucleus; tRNA (m1A) methyltransferase complex
Source: RefSeq, a predicted model, not a curated record